AUGGGAAAAGAUUAUUAUCAAAUUCUUCAAUUAACUCGAAGUGCAAAAGAUAAUGAUAUAAAAUCAGCAUAUCGUCGAUUAGCACUGAAAUUUCAUCCAGUUAAAAAUGCUAAUGAUCAUAAUGCUUUUAAUAAGUUUAAGGAUCUUGCUGAAGCUUUUGAUGUAUUAAGUGAUCAUAAAAAACGAGCUAUUUAUGAUCAAUAUGGUGAUGAAGGUUUAAAGAAUGGUGUACCAAUAGGACCAGCAAAUGAAUGGAAUGAAGGUUAUGUAUUUCAUGGUGAUGCUGAUAAAGUUUUUCGAGACUUUUUCGGUGGUGAUAAUCCAUUUGCAGAAUUUUAUGCCAGUGCCGAUCAAGAUAGAAAUUUAGGCUUUGGUGGAUUAGAUGGUCGUGGUCGAAAAAAACAAGAUCCGCCUAUAAUACGUGACCUUUUACUUUCACUUGAAGAUUGUUAUCAUGGUGCUGUUAAAAAAAUUAAAAUUAGUCGACGAGUACUGAAUGAUGAUGGUAUCACAUCAAGUAUUCGUGAAAAAAUUCUUUCAAUAACUGUUAAACGUGGUUGGUUACCAGGUACAAAAGUAACAUUUGAAGGUGAAGGUGAUCAAGGUCCAAAUAAUGUUCCAUCGGAUCUUAUAUUUACUGUAAAAGAUAAACCACAUUCACAUUUUCGUCGUGAAAAUGCUGAUCUUAUUUAUACAGCUAAAAUAAAUUUAGGACAGGCAUUAACAGGUACAACAUUACAUAUUGAACAUCUCGAUGGAAGAAAACUAGACGUUCCUAUUAAUGAAAUCGUUAAACCGGGAUAUAAAAAACGUAUACCAGGGCAAGGUAUGCCAUUAAUGUCUAAUCCAGAUAAAUAUGGUGAUAUGAUUAUUGAAUUUGAUGUUGAAUAUCCAAAUGCCUUAAAUUCGGAUCAAAAAUUAUUUAUUAAAGAAGCCUUAAUAAACAAUCAUAAUAAUAAAAAACAACAUCAACAACAAAAUCAAAACCGAAAAAAACCUGUUACGAAUGAAGAAUAG
Messenger RNA from Rotaria sp. Silwood2, 1017 nucleotides. The record is from the annotation of a GenBank genome assembly. Lineage: Eukaryota; Metazoa; Rotifera; Eurotatoria; Philodinida; Philodinidae.